Messenger RNA from Glycine soja, 1919 nucleotides. RefSeq names its product double-stranded RNA-binding protein 2-like. The record is from RefSeq and is a predicted model, not a curated record. The coding region runs from base 307 to 1542 and encodes 411 amino acids. NCBI's taxonomy places the organism in Eukaryota, Viridiplantae, Streptophyta, Magnoliopsida, Fabales, Fabaceae. The transcript is spliced from 3 exons. Gene Ontology annotation, molecular function: double-stranded RNA binding.
CUAUCUUUCGUUCGUUCUUUCUUUUCCACCUUCUUGUUCUUCUUCUUAACUUUCUCUCUCUUCUCUGUUCUCCGUGCCGGUGCUGUAACUGCACGCGUGUUUUCUGUUUUCGUUUGUUGUUUUUUUUUUGCUCUCAUUUGCGAAGGUGAGAACCCUAAAUUUGAGAGAGAGAGGUUUGAUUUGGCCGGAGGUGAUUCUCCGGUGAGAUUUUGCGGCGGAUCAGGGUGGGGCCGGUCACUUUUCUAGAGAGAGAAAGAAAGUGUGGUUUUGAGAGUUAGAGAGAGAGACAGUGCGAGAGUGGGGAAAAUGUAUAAGAACCAGCUGCAGGAGCUGGCACAGCGGAGCUGCUUCAACCUGCCUUCGUACACGUGCAUUCGGGAAGGUCCCGAUCACGCGCCGCGCUUCAAGGCCACCGUGAACUUUAACGGCGAGAUCUUCGAGAGUCCUCACUACUGUUCAACGCUCCGUCAGGCGGAGCACUCCGCCGCCGAGGUCGCUCUCAAUUCCCUCUCCAAUCGUGCUCCCUCUCACUCCCUCGCCGCCAGGAUCCUCGAUGAAACGGGAGUGUACAAGAACCUCUUGCAGGAAAUUGCACAGAGGGUAGGGGCGCCGUUGCCCCAGUAUUUUACAUUCAGGUCAGGGUUAGGACAUUUACCUGUUUUUACUGGCACAGUAGAGUUAGCUGGAAUCAUGUUUACUGGUGAACCUGCCAAGAAUAAGAAACAAGCGGAGAAAAAUGCAGCUAUGGCAGCUUGGUCUUCUCUAAAGCAAUUGGCAAAAGAAACUGCAAGGUCUUCAACUGAACCCGAGAACAAUGACGAACUAGAACAGAUCACUAUAGCACGGGCCUUGCUGAACUACAGACUGAAGGAAAAGAUUUCAAUGUCAAAUUCAAAUGCUCCAGUUCCAUUUCCAAAGAAGUUUCAGAUUCAAAAUCCCAGGCCAACCAGUCCUCAGCCUCCACCUGCCACCACAUCAAAGAUUCUUCCUUUAAUUUGCCAAAAGGGAGCUCAUCGAAGCAGGCAUCUAGUAGCAGCAUCUCCGGCACCAGCUUCCAGCGACAAUUCUGUGAUGCCACAACUUCCAGCUACACCAGAUAGCCGAGGAAUCCGUCGCCCUAAGUUCCCUGCAGCCGGAGCAGCACCUUAUGUUCCCAUUAGACAAAUGAGGCCUUGUCAGGGGAUGGCACCUCCAGUGACGAUAAGGACUGCAAUACCUGUAUUCUCCCCACCACCACCGCCAGCAGCAGCUGCAGUGUCCCAUCAAGUACUACGAGCUCCUCAUGUACGAGUUGCUCCUCCAGUCACUAUUCGGCAAGCUGUUCCGGUAUUUGCUGCUCCACCUCCACCAGUCCGAAAAGAUGAACCUGUUCCCAUCCCAAAAGACGAACCUGUCGCCGUCCCUAAAGACGAAUCACCAACCAUUAGUGCCCCUAGCUUGGAAGACAAACUGCCAACUAAAACUCCCGAGACAGAGACCAAGACUGAGAACAUUCCACCUGAACCUGAGACAGUGCAGAGCUUGGAGCAGCUGAAAAUCUGAUGUUUCAUUGGAGUAGAGGUCUGAAUCCAUGAGAAUGUGGUCAUGAUUUUAUGAUGAUGUGGAGUUUGCUUCUCAUGUUAUAAUGAGUGAUGUAAUGUCAUCCCUUCCUUUUGUCCUGUGAAAAUGCGACUGUUGGUGCCGGUUAUAGCAUCUGCAGUCCAAAUAUCUGUGAAAUUCAAGAGCGGCUUACCAUAUAAUUUGCCCUUUUUAAUUUUUAUGAAUGUUAGUCAUAUAUAUUAUCGUAUUAUACAUAUUCAUCAACCAUCAAUCUUAUUCCAGCAAGGCAAUUGGGGCUUUCUGUGUUUCUUUUGGGCAUCAUUUGAGAUCAGUCUGUUCUGUUGAAAUGAAAAGGUGGACACUACCCCCCUUGCUUGUUA